UAUUGAGUCAACUUGUACUCUCUGAGUAUUCGCUCAGCACUACUUUUGCCUUGCCCUAAUGGCUUCGGUGAGGUGUAUGGGUGUCUGCUGUCAUUUGUGAUGUUGGCGAACAAAGUAGUGAAAUUUCAAUCUUAGCGAUAGUUGUGUAAUAGAAAAAAAAUAUAUAUGUGAUAUUUCGAAAACAUUUCUUUGAGAGCUACUAUUAUAAUGUAUUUUUAAUACUUUAGUGCCAUUUGAGGCCUCGUCGUGCGCCUCAAGCGUGAAAUAUCCAUGAACGUUUAGAGUGCUUUGUGAUGGAUAUCUCAGUUUCUUGUCCAGUAUGUACCCUUUACCUUCGGGAGGGCGUCUCGUUGCAAACGCAUUUAAACACUCAUCCAAAAGAUCAGGUUAUUGAAGCAUUAUUAAAGUACUGUGGCCCUGGAAGGGAAGGAAAUGCUCAAAAUGAAAUGGACAGUAUGCUGGCUGCUCAAUACACUGGUGAGCAAAAUGAACCAGCUCUUGGAGAAUCAACAGAGUCUGGAACAUCACAGCAGUACCCAUCAAGUAGUAGUCACUUUACAGCUGCAGUAACAUAUCAACAGUUCAUGAGUAGUAAUGCCUCUGUUGGGGGUGCUGUGAUGCCUCAGUGCUUCUCAGUUCCUGCUAUUAUUGCAGCUCCUGCAGGGGAAAUGGGUACGGCAGCAGUAAUGCCAUUGCUGUAUAAUCCGUAUAUCCUCCAACAACAGCAACAACAACUUCAGUUUUAUAAUGCUUUUCGGACCGUACCGCAACAACCACUUACUCGCCAAAUUCUUCCACCAUCUCCCUUGUUUCCUAUUUCACCGCAAUUCAGCAUUGCUGCUAGUGGUAAUCCUGUAUUUCAGAAUAAUAUUCCAGUGUCUUCCAGCUCUGCUGCUGUUCUACAAAACGGAGAUAAUAUUCAGUCAAAUUCAUCAAUUUUUCUGUCAUCUAUUUCAAAUGGAUGUCAAGAAGCUAAGCGAAAUGAAAAGGACCAGGCCAUUGUACCUUCCACCCCUGAAUUGCCGAAGUACAGGGAUGUUGAAGACAAGCAGUGUUCUCCUAAGCAUAUAAGUCAGUGUAGUGAUAGCCAAGAAACUCAAGAAGCAGACCAGGUACAGGAUUUACCAAACAAUAGUGCAAAUGUAAGGGAAGAGUACGAAGAGAAUAUAAAUAAUCAGAUUAUUGUACCUUCUCCUACUGGUGCAAAAAAUGAUUGCAGCAACAGUGCAUAUGGUAGAGAUAGAAAUGAGAAAAUGGUUUCAAAUUCUUGUGACAAAGGAUGUGCAAAUGAAGAUGGUAAUGUGUGUAUGGAUGAUAUUACUGGGGCAUCAGAUGUACUGUUUAGUCCUGUGAGUCCUAAUUUGAGAGUGAGAACAGACCUUAGCAAAGUUAGUUCUGAAGCAAAAGAUGAACCUGCAGGAGGUAAUAGCAGUGAAUUAGAAAAUGCUUGUGUGGAUGUAAUAGUACAUGAAGAAAGGAAUAGCAUGUCUGCAGCUGGCGAGAAAUGUAAUGAAAAUGAAGGUUGGGGAUUUCUUUCCGAAACAGAUAAAAACUGCUCAGUAGAAGUUUGUCCUGUAGAUAGUGCAGAGAAAGAUUCAGCAGAAUAUAUCACAUCUGAUAUUUACGCAGAUGGGGCUGUUUGUGAAGUGGAAAGCCAACCAUCUGAGGCUCAAGUGCAAACAACUGUGUGCAGAGAUUCUGCAGCAAGUAUGGAAGGAAGGCACUUCAAAGUUGUUGAUAUAGAGGGUAUUCAUGUUCUUGUACCAACUCACUUCCUGGCAACUGAAGGAGAUCAGGCCCAAAGUGAUAACCGUGAAGCAGUUCUAAAACCAUCCAGUCAGCAAAGUGGAUGCGAAGAUCAGACUUCAGAUUGUGAUACUGAUGUAAGUGUAGUGGCUAAUCAGGACAUUCAGACUGAUGAAGUGAUGCCUCCCAUGGGUGAACUUUCAGGACAAGAGAGUCUUGGAGAAAAUGAUAUCAGCUCUUGGUCUCAGGAGAAGGACGACGUGACGACAUCGUACGAUCUACUGGCGCGGGAGAAGUGGGAGGCUUCGGACGGGUCGGAUGCGGAGAACGACGGCGACCUGGGCGCAAGCCCGGUGCCAACGAAGCUGCUAAAGGUGGCGACGGGCUGCCCUCCGCUGCCGCUGACCAUGCCUCUGGCGAGCCCCCCAUUCGCCAGCCCGCCGGCGACGAGCCCUGCCUCGGUGAGCCCGCUCCCGACCGCGCCGCCGCCGCCGCCGCCGCCCCCGCCCCCGCCCCCGCCCCCCCAGACGACGACCGCCACCGCCGAUGACGCCAAGCCCAAGAAGAAGCGGCGGGAGAAGCUGCGUUGCGUGUACAAGUGCUGGACGUGCGACGAGACGUUCACGUGCCCCAAGGAGCGGCGCGUGCACCAGAGCGAGAAGCACGCGGGGCCGCGCGUGGGCGGGCCCGGGGCCGAGGCCAAGGCGGAGCCGUGGCAGAGCGACACCGCGCAUAGCCCCGCCCCGCGCGACUCCCCUGCGGCCGCGGAUCUCCUCGGCCGCGUCAAGGAGGAGCAGGGCGAGGACUGCAAGGCGGGCUUCAAGUCGGAAGCGUUGGCGUUGGCGCAGGCGGCCGCAGCCGACGAGGACGACGACCUCGACGAGCUCAAGCCCGGCGCCUUCGACGAGGAGCGCCUGAAGGGCGUCAAAGACUUGGAGGAGCAACCGGGUGCGGACGAGAACGCGUUUAAACAUCAAAAUUUAAAUUUACAUAUUAAACGCCAUCUUGGAAUAAAGCCGUUUAAGUGUUCUAUUUGCGACAAAUCUUUCGUUACCAAACAGAAACUGGCGGAGCACACUAACACCCACACGGGCAAUACUCCGAUUAAGUGCAAUCUCUGUAGCGAGACUUUUCGCCGCUACAGCAACCUGAUUCAGCAUAAAAACCGUCACCACCUGAAGCUGAAGAAAAAAGUGAAGGAUUUCAUCUGCCAUUGCGGGGAGGUGUUCCACUCGCAGAAGAAGCUGCUGUGGCACAAGGAGAUCCACGACGAGAAGCCCAAGACGUGCAGCUACUGCAGCGAGCGCUUCGUGCACGCGUCCAGCCUCACGCGGCACAUCCGCAAGGCGCACGACCAGCGCUACUUCCCGUGCACGGGCCGCGAGGCCGAGAACGUGGAGUGCCCGGUGUGCGGCUGCGUGUUCCUCAAGACGUCGCUGGCGGUGCACAUGCGCCUACACAGCGGGCAGCGGCCCUUCAGCUGCCACAUCUGCGGCAAGAGCUUCAGCACCAAGUGGAACCUGCAGCUGCACCGCUGGACGCAUGCGGCGCGCUCGCUCAAGCCCUUCAAGUGCUCGCUGUGCAAGAGCGCGUUCAUCCGCCACAGCGAGUACACGGCGCACAUGCACUCGCACCGCAACGUGCGGCCCUACACGUGCAACUACUGCGGCAGCCAGUUCAUCCGCAAGUACAACUGCAUCCGGCACGCGCGCGAACACGAGGGCGAGAAGGCGUUCUCGUGCGACGUAUGCCACAAGGCGUUCCACCGGCGCUACUACCUCAAGGAGCACAUGCGCAUCCACAGCGGCGCGCGCCCUUUCGCCUGCCACAUCUGCGGCAAGACCUCCAGCACUAAGUCCAACCACAACAAGCACGUCAAGAUCCACCACGCGCGCGAGGCGAAAGGCUUAAUUAUAAUUGAAAAGAAUGAAAUCAGUGUUCUGAUCAAGGAAUUAAUUUUUGAGGUAGCAAUUCUGUAUUGUUUAUUAGCUGUGAUGUCAAGCAAUUUCAACAUUGAAACAUUGUGUUUUUAUCUUCAAGAGUGCCCCAACUACUGUGAUAUAAAUGAUUUUUCAUGUCAUAAAAACCAAGUGUUACUGAAGGAAAUAUUUAAAGAUACAGUAACUGUAGAAGUAUGCAUUUUGUUUGUUUUAUUUGUUGUUAUUAUUUCAAGUGAAAAAAACAUGAUUGUAGUAAUAGUGCAGUAUGCUGUUACAUGA
Gryllus bimaculatus (two-spotted cricket) is the source of this 3965-nucleotide messenger RNA. The record is from the annotation of a GenBank genome assembly. NCBI's taxonomy places the organism in Eukaryota, Metazoa, Arthropoda, Insecta, Orthoptera, Gryllidae.